Molecule: messenger RNA, 2385 nt
Organism: Schistosoma turkestanicum
Lineage: Eukaryota; Metazoa; Platyhelminthes; Trematoda; Strigeidida; Schistosomatidae
Source: the annotation of a GenBank genome assembly
CAUUUGUUUUACUUAACUUGUGAACUUGUUUGAAUUAUUAUUUGCGGACAUUUUGGACUCCCGUUUCUCUUUGUUGUUCGUUUGCAGUUUUUUGCUCCAAGAGCUAAUAAAUUAGAAGAACGACAUUGGUCGUCUAUUUGUAAUACAGUAUUUUGGUCGAAUUUGUGAUUUGGAAUAAACUUUGGUAUCUACUUUGGAGUUUCGUUCUUGGUUUAGAAAUUUGGGACCGUGAAUUACAAAUAGUCGACAACCGUGCUUCGUAAGAUCAACGAGCAAAAAACUGGACGUAACAAAAGUUCUUCUAAUUUAUAUUUGUCAUAAACUGGAUUCUUUUGGUCGUUUGGCUCCAAAAGUUCUUCUAAUUUAAUUUCGUCAUAUAUUGGAUUUCUGGUCGUUUGGCAAAGAGGUUCUUCAAUUCAAAUUUUGGUCGUUGGAAACUUUUGGAAAUUUGGGUCCAAAAGUUCUUCUAACUUUUAAUUUGGUCGUUGGAUACUUUGGACAAUUCAGUUUUGGUUCUUUGGUUAUCUUUUGGAUACUUUUGGACAUUUUGUUAUUAUUGGCGAAUACGUUUGGAAUAAUUUCAUAUUUGCUUGGUAAUCGAUUUCUAACAAAAGCAUCCAAUGGAAACUAGAAGCAAAAGGCUGAAGGAGCAGGACGAAAUGGAUGGUAAAUAUUCUAAAGCUGUUUGUGGUAUGUCUGAUGUUAAUGAUGAUAAACUUGAUGAUAUUAGUGUUAAUAGUAAGUCUUCAUCUCAGUUUAGUACUUCUAGAUUUAAGUUAGAUAAGGCAUUAAUUAAGAAGAAGAAUUUGGAAAAGAGACUUGAGUUAGAAAAGCAGCUUAAAAUGUUAGAGCUUCAAGAGGAAGUUGAUAUGGCUGAAUUAGAAUGUAAGCUCAUAGAAAACGAUAACCAACUGUCAGUAGACAAAGCUGAGAUAAAUUCUAAGGUCGAAAGGUAUUUGGAUUGUGAUAUUGAGCGUAAUAAGGUAAUUAACGCCUCAAAAUGCGGUUGUAUUGAUGAAUUAAAGGACACGUUACGUGCUACGGUUAAUAAUACAGUUUUGCCUAAAAUCGAUAUGAUGUUUUUUGACGGACAACCUAGCCAGUACCACCGUUUUAUUAGUCAGUUUACAAGCAUUAUAGAGAGUAAACUGUCUGACAAGGGCCAGUUGUUGUCAUAUUUGUCAUACUAUUGUAAAGGAAAAGCAAAAAAUGCGAUUGAAGGCUGUAUUAUUAUGGAUCCACAAGCAGGAUAUAAGAGAGCUAAGGCCAUUUUAAAACAGCUCUUUGGACAGUCGCAUGUAAUAGCCCGAGAAACCUUAGAGGAUUUAUUUAGAACUGGGAAUGUAGAUUUUAAUGAUUCUGAAUUAUUGACGAACUUGGCUAUUAAAAUGCAGAAUGCUGCUUUAACCUUAGAACAGCUAAAUUGCACAACGGAACUUAAUUCCAUGGUUACUUUAGAACGAAUAGUCAGGCUCUUACCUCGUCGAAUGCAAGCCCAGUGAGCAGAGCUAGGAAUCAAGUGGGACGAAGAGGAGAGAGAGCCUAAUUUUAACGAAUUGACGGAAUUUAUUAUGUCUCAUGCUAAGAUAGCUAGUAGUAGGUUUGGAAGAUUAGCUUAUCGGGCUAAAACAGAACAUAAUACGGAAGCUACUAGUGGUCUGCGUGUGGGACAUGAGGAUUUUUCGUUUCUACCUAAAGCACGCUCAGAAGAUAAGAGAGUUGUCAAUUAUAUCACGAAAGCAUACGCUGAUGAAGGACGAGUAUGUGACCGUAACGAUGUAAAACCUCUUGAUGCGUGUCCUAGCAAGAAGCCGGUUGGUGUAACAGAUAAGAUGGCUUUUCUAAGUAUGGAAAAGAAAGAAAAGGGUGAAAAGUGUAGGCAUCAAGAUGGAUCCGAAGUGUGUGAUGGUAAAAGCCUCUUAACUGCUCGAACAUCAAGGAACGGUUAUUUGGAUUCGAGCAAACAGAGGUUAGUGAAUAAGAACAAAGACGAAACAGGUUUGACUGUAUGGAAUAAAGCUUAUGUUCGGAACCUUUCACGUAACGUAAAUUAUUUAACAGGACCUAGAGUUGAUCCUAGGACAACAAGUGUAUAUAGUGACACAGCACUUCAUGUUGCUGAGCAAUCAGGAUGUCUGCAGGCUACUAUAUCUAGUUCUAUGGAGCAUCAUGAUAUUGAAGCGGAAGAUAAUAGCUGCUUAGCGCGUCCUGCUGAUGUUUGUUUACGGUCAACGGAUGGACGGUCGUAUACUAGUCGAAGUAGUCAUAUCGACAUUGAUAGUGUUAGUGAAAGUGGUAGCGUAGCUUUGAAGCCUGCAUGCCAACUAUCUCGCAACUCGUCAUUAACUGUGAAUAGUCGGAACAUCAUUGUCGACAACAAUAACG